Seriola dumerili (greater amberjack) is the source of this 7686-nucleotide messenger RNA. Its product is annotated as growth factor receptor-bound protein 10-like. Gene Ontology annotation, biological process: negative regulation of Wnt signaling pathway; insulin receptor signaling pathway; negative regulation of insulin receptor signaling pathway. The record is from RefSeq and is a predicted model, not a curated record. Gene Ontology annotation, molecular function: insulin receptor binding. The coding region runs from base 326 to 2086 and encodes 586 amino acids. NCBI's taxonomy places the organism in Eukaryota, Metazoa, Chordata, Actinopteri, Carangiformes, Carangidae. The transcript is spliced from 18 exons.
UAGCUUGUGUGGAGGUCCAGACGAGGACAGUCGAAGCUCGCCGGGUGCUGCUCCGUCGUGCGUCCUGGACACGAUUCCUGAGCCGCGUCCUGCCCUUUCAUUGCCCCUGCUUUCUGUGCUGUAUCCUCCCUUCACAUCCAGGGAGCUGGUGAGACCAGCGGGUGUCAUUCCCUACAGAGGGAACACUGAAGGAACACCAUGGCCUUAGCAGGAUGCCCUGACUACUUCUUACAUCACCCAAACUACCAGAAAAACAAGCGCGUACAUAUUCUCCAUGUGCUCGUCCCAACUCUUCAAUGCACCUGAUUCUUACACCUAAGAAAGCAUGGACCGCACUUCCUCUCGCCGGCCUGAGGAGCUGAUUGUUCCAGGCUUUCAGCGUUCAGCCAAUCAAAAUUUGCCACAUCACCAUGACGAUGAUGUGGACCUGGAGCAGUUGGUGAAUGAGAUGAACUCCUCCAUGGAGAGCGUGUACUCUACACAGGCAGACACGGCGCUACUCUUGAACAAUGGCCACAUGCACAGUCCUCACAACCACCACCAGGUGCAUGUGCACGCUGCCUACCCGGGACACGGCCAGGGCCACCGUCGUCACACCCCGCCCCUGCCCACCACUUCUUCUCCCUCCAGGGAGAGGCUGCGACACUCUCAGCCCAUGCACAUCCAGGCCGUCAGGUGCCUGCAGGAAGAGCAGCAGCUGCGUCCUGCCUCCCUGCCGGCCAUCCCCAACCCUUUCCCUGAGCUCUGCAGCCCAGCAGGCUCCCCCGUUCUCAGCCCCAUACAGACCUCUGACAACCAUAUAGUGAAGGUGUGGAGCGAGGAUGGGGCUGGUAAAGUGGUGGAGAUCCCGGCAGACAUGACGGCCAGAGACGUCUGUCAGCUCCUGGUCUACAAGAGCCACUGUCUGGACGACAACGCCUGGGCGCUGGUGGAGCACCACCCCAUCCUCGGCCUUGAGAGGUGUCUGGAGGACCAUGAGCUGGUGGUUCAGGUUCAAGCCUCCAUGAGCAGCGACAGUAAAUUCCUCUUCAGGAAGAACUAUGCCAAAUAUGAAUUCUUCAGGAACCCCCUGAACUUUUUUCCAGAGCAGAUGGUGGCUUGGUGUCAGGAGUCUGAUGGCUCAAUUCCUCAGUCACAGCUCUUACAGAACUUUCUGAACUCUAGCACCUGUCCAGAGAUCCAGGGCUAUCUGUACAUGAAGGAGCCGGGACGCAAGUCCUGGAAGAAGCUCUACAUGUUCCUGCGACGCUCGGGUCUCUACUAUUCUACUAAAGGAACAUCCAAGGAACCCCGGCAUCUGCAGCUGCUGUCAGAUCUGGAAGACAGUAACAUCUUCACCAUCAUCACCGGCAGAAAACUUCACAAUGCCCCCACAGACUACCAGUUCUGCAUCAAGCCCAGCAAAGUGAGGGGCGACUGUAAGGAGCUAAAGAUGCUGUGUGCAGAGGACGAACAGAGCAGGACCUGCUGGAUGACUGCCUUCAGACUGCUCAAAUAUGGGAUCGUACUGUAUCAGAGCUACAACAUCCCCCAGCAGAGGAAGUCCAACCUCUCACCUUUCACAGCGCCUGUGCGGAGUGUAUCUGAGAACUCCUUGGUGGCCAUGGACUUCUCCGGACGGACCGGUCGCGUCAUCGACAACCCUGUCGAGGCCCAGAGCGCCGCCCUGGAGGAGGGACAGACCUGGAGGAAGCGGAGCCAGCGUAUGAAUGUCCUGGGCAGUCCCAGCCCCCUGCACCCGUCCUCCCUGAGCACAGUGAUCCACAGGACACAGGUAUGGUUUCAUGGUCGCAUCAUGAGAGAGGAAGCCCACAAAAUGAUCAUACAACAAGGCCAAGUGGACGGGUUAUUCCUGUUGCGGGACAGUCAGAGUAAUCCCAAGGCUUUCGUGCUCACCUUGUGCCACCACCAGAAGAUCAAGCACUUCCAGAUCCUACUGUGUGAGGAGGAUGGUCAGGUGUUCUUCAGCCUCGACGACGGCACCACCAAGUUCGCUGACCUGAUCCACCUGGUGGAGUUCUACCAGCUCAACAGAGGAGUGCUGCCCUGCAAGCUCAAACACCCCUGCACCGCCGUGGCCUUGUGACACUCCACCCUCCCCCACGCACACACACCUCCACCCUUUUUUUGCACACCUUUCACCCUGAGACCCUGCCCCCCCAAUCUGCCCCUCUCUCAGCAACGCAAUGAGGUGGAGGAGAUAGAGAAAAGUUAAGUCAGGUUUUGGGGAUGUGAGCGACUCAGCAGGAACGGGCUUUUGCAGGUUUGAUGUGCCGUGCUGUUCUCCGCCUUACCGCUGUUUGGAUGUUUGAAUGGGAACCGUCUGGACAGUCCAAGCGUUGCAGAUUGUGGACCCGGCAGUUGCCCAACUCCUGCGAUGUGGUCGUGGAGACUCGGUUGUUUUGUCAUUGCUGUUUUGACCCUUGAGAGAGACCAUUCAUUGUGAAAACACAAGAGAGCUAAGAUCUGUUCAGCAGGAGUGCUGCAGGUCUCUCGGAUGGAUCUCUCCCUUAAAGUCCCUCGCCCUUCCAUGCCUUGACCUCCCCCAUCCUCCAGGCCUGAUAAGCUGUGGUGCCCGCCCCACCCUCGCCCCCUCACUACCGAGGAGGGCGAGGAGCGCCACCCUCUGACUUCCUCAUCGAUCAUCAGGGAUGGAUGGGAACCUCUCUGGGUCUUAUCAAACUCGAUCCAGGAGUUUUCUCAACCUGUGCAGUCCAGUCUGGAUAAGCUGACACCCUGCCCCCCCACUCUCCACCCCCCUGACCCUCCUCCCCCCUGACCCUCCUCCCCAACACCCGAGCGGACAUGACGUAUCGUCUCUGGGGUGUCCUAUUCCACAAUCCCCCUGGUGCAACCCCAGAUCUUGCCUCCACACAAGCUCAGAGAAAAAGAAAAGUGGAAAGAGAAAAGAGAAGUAGCUAAAGGCAGGAUGAGCAGAGCAGUGGCGAGGGUUUGCUGAAAGGACAGAGGAAUGUUUAUCAGGAAGGCUGUAACAAGCCUCUCUUGUAGAGUUGAUUACUUGAUGUCAUUUUAAUGCUGUUUGAUUACUGUUGAUUCAAUGCAGAACUAGUUUUGCACUCCCAGGCGGACAGACAACAGCUGUUCUCUCUAGCUAAAUGAAGCUGCCUGCUCUUCGUUCGUCGCCCUCCUCUUCCUCCUUCACCCCUCCCUCCCCUUCCCUCCUUCUGAAUAGCAUGCGUGUGAAUUUCCACCAGCUCUGAUUGGAUUACAGUGGCGUGGGAGCAAAAGAGAGUCAUGGCUGAUUAUGCAGUGCCUUUCAGAAAGGUUUGGGAACAUCUUGGACGUACGUGUGGCUCGUACCAGCAUGACCACACCACGGCAAAAAAAUAAAUAACGAAUGUGCUCUUGACCCGGCUGCACCGUCUCAAGACUGCGAGGAAGAGGAGGAAGACUGUUAAAUACACUCCCGAAAAGUGUGUCCACCCCCAAGCUCCUACCAUUUUGAGUCAUUUUUUUUUUUAAAUCGAAGGGUUAAAUCUGUCGGUGACUUUGUCUUUGAAUGUCAUUUUCUUUUUCCUAAGUCUGUUUUGAGCUCACUGCUUGCACAUUUUAAUGAUCCUGAUUUGAUAUUGAUGGGUUGGAGCUGUCAUGUUCGGAUUCUGACCACUGUUCCCUCACUACAGAAAAGACAAAUCAACUAAAGCACUCCCAUGAUUUUUUUUUUUUUUGCUUUGUUUUUAAAUAUGGAAUUGAACAAAUGACUUGAAACGUGAACUCAGCUGACUGUGUGUCGACAUAGUCGAAUGAGCUUCACUCGCCUUAAGUGAAAAUUGUGAGCCUUGUGUAUGAAAUCGAAGCUGUAUUAACAUGCACAUACCGUAACAGGUUUAAGAAGUUAAAAGAACAGUUUAUCAUUGGUGGAAAUACUCUCAUGCCUGAAUGCUAAAUAUGAAGCUACUGUAAGCAGCUGAAGACUAGCUAACUUGGCUCUGUCCAAAGGUAACAAAACCUGUAAAGCUUACUGAUUAACAUGUUGUGUCUUGUCUGUUUAAUCCAUACAAAACCCUAAAUGUAAAAACAACAAUUUGUGGUUUUACUGGAGGUUAUGUGACACACUAUUUCUAAGCUAAGCUAAUCAGCUGCUGACUAGCUUCACAUUUAGCAUACAAAGUGGUAUUGAUCUUAUCAACAAGAAACUGAAUAUGUGUAUUUCCAAAAAUAUCAAACUGUUCCCAUAAAGUAAAAAUCCACUUGAACAUGAUUCAGAAAACAGGUACUGGUGAUGCAACUUUACAUCUCUGAGCUCCAUUUUCCUGUUUGGUGCUGUAUUAUUUCUGCAGAUAACUGGCUAAAAUGUGACAUCAUGUCCAGAUAUUUCCAGCAGCUGCCGUGGGAGUUUGGUAGCAUCAGUGGUUAACAUUGGGUUGUGGUGUCAGUCCCUCAAGAAUCGAACAGCAAGGGCUUCUAUCUUGAACAGCUAUUUUGCAACAAUCACGAAGAGAGAGAUUAGUUCUGGUGGAGGUGAGAAAGCAGUCUCUACACCAGCAGUAGCCUCGAUGGACCAGAAUGCAUCACAGCCAUCAGAUAUGUAAAUCUUCCUGGGUUUUGGAACAUUAGCCAGACAAAAAAAAGCAAUUUGAAGACAGCACACUGGGUUUUAGGACAUUUUUUACCUUUCAUAGACCAAACAAUUUAUUCAUUUAUCCAAAAGAAUCGACAAAUCAAUCUACAACCAAAAUAUCUCUUAUAUGCAGCCUCAUAUAUUUUGUCAAGGUAGCUCAGUUUCUUUGCCCGCAGGCCAAUAUUUGAUUGAAAACAACAUGAUCAUGCCUCUUUCCUGUAGUUGUUGAAAAGCAUUCUGGGAGAUGAGGUGAAAAGGAGAUGAGGCAGGUAUCCUAAAAAAUGUUGGUCUGUCAUAAAAGUAGAUGGAGACACUGAAUUAAAACAACCACCUUCAAGCCAGAUCUGAAAAUGUUUGACUUUGGUGCCCCCAAGUGGUGGUAUCGAAAAAGACACUGUGGCAGAGUCACUGACUAAAUUGGAUGAAAGCAGCUGCAUGAACUUCAGCAGAAUGGGUUAAUUUUUCUACAAACAAACAAAACAUGCCGUCAGAAUAACUAUUUUCACAUGCUACAUUCACAUAAAUAUUCCAUGUAUUUAGCAGAUCAUCUGAGUAGAUUUUUGUCUUUAUAUCUGGCCCUGACUGUCUCCUACCAAAACAAAAGUGAGUAUCAUAUUUGUAGGAAUAUACAACAAGAAGAGAUUCUAGAGGAGACAUCUUUGAGGUCUUUUUGUUCUUUUCUCCUGCUGCCGUGAGACCAGCAAAUAAAAAGCUGCAGGCAUGUGACAUAACACUUGCUUAGCCACAAUCCCUCCCACCCUCACCUGCACCUCCCCUCCAUCCUGUGCCAGAUUCACAGUGAACAGGGUUAUCAUGAGGCCAUUAGACUCUCCGCAAGGCAAACUACACUCUAAGUACUGUCAUUGACACGCAAGCCACUGCCGCCACCAGUCCGCCAGUCAUGUGACUUGACGGACUCACCAGCUCUGCGCUCCACCAGUCAGGCCUUUUCUAGUCAGCCAGGGCAGACUCUUCUCCAGGGAUUGGAUAAUGCUUGAACCCCCGCCCCCUGUCCCACCUGUGUCCAGCCUGUAAGCUAUGACCCUGUGGUGAUUUAAGUGUGUGUGUGUAUGUGUGUGUGUGGAUGGCCAGACUGUUAUAUUCACUAUUCAGGAUUGCUAACGCCGCUGGUUAUCAUACUUGCCUUUUAGAGACAGUAAGAGGAAGGUUGCUUGUCGGUUGGGUAAAGCUAAGCCAAGUUGUGGAUUUAGAGGAGACAGGAGUUUGGCUGGAGGUUUUCCAGCAUUCCCAGUCCUCAGCUGAGGAUUCUUUCCUGUCUGCCAGAGAGGGAUGAAAAGCCACAUCGCUAUGGGUCAGUGGGGGACGAAUCACCGUCUUCUCCUCUGUCCAUUUUUAAUCACUGUGCUAAAAUGCAAUCCUAUACACAAGUCCAAGUAUAAGACUAUACCAGUGUACAGUAUCAUUUGUUUUCUAAGUAUGUGAAGCUAUGGAGAAGACGUAGAUCUAACACUGUACCUAGGUCACAGAUCACUAUGUAUGGGGCGUUAUGCUUUUGCUCAUAACUCCAUGUAAAAUGAAGAAUGAUUUAUUUUGUCCUUUUUUUCCAUUAUUUGAUUGUGUGUAUAUUGACAAUAUUGUGUAUUUUCUUUGGUUUGCCACAAAUGACCUUUAUACCCUUAUGUGUAUAUAUAUAUAUAUAUAUAUAUAUAUAUACACAUAUAAGAUGAAGAAUAUACCACAGUAUAUACAGUAUUAAAUUAAGCUGUUUUUUUUUUAUUUUAAGAGAUCAAACUGGAUUUCAGUUGUGCAUAUAAGCUGACAGGCUGACAGAGUCUUCACCUCUGGCAGCAUCCAAUUCUGAUGCCAUUUUGCUUCAAAACUACAUCUUUUGAAUAUCCCCUCUUUGACUGUCUGUCACAUCUGAAUCCACUAAUUUACUUUCAAGAAAACACUCCAGUAAUUGUUUGGAUGGCUAUUAACCUUAAAGGAGCUAUACAUAAGCUUUUUUCUAUCGCUACACAGCCAAUGUUAACAUCAACAGCUGUUUACUUACAAGUCUAGAAGAAACGUUACAAGUUUAGAAUCAAGAGCUGUCACCAGUGGUGGAAAGCAACGUCAAUUAUACUUGUUGUUUUGCCUCUAUUUCUAUUAUUUCUUUUUCUUCUAGUGAAGUUAGCAUGCUAACAAGCUAUCCCCAGCCCGUCCUGUCACAUAAUCCUACUUAGCGAUAGUGAGUCACCCUAGCGUCCAGUCUGCCCUUAGUUCAGCAUGGGAGGAUGAUGAAAUAGUGCUGAUCAAAGGGUGCAACAAUGGCAGAAGCUCUGGGCAAGCAACCAUCAUCACCACCACCUUCUCCUGGCAAGAAACCACGUUCGGCAGCAGAUAAAACUUACCUAUAGCACCUUUAAACACACGUGCACGCACACACACACACACACACACACACACACACACACACACACACACACACACCAGUGGGUUUUCAUCAAGAGCACACACACCAACACUUAACCCUUGGGGAUAUUCUUAGCAGCUUUUGUACACCUUUCAUCACAAGUAGUGCUAUUAAUUAUACGCUGUAGCUCAAGAGGAUUGUGCAUUACACUAUGUCCAUUUACUCUGAUUUUAAGGUGCAUAACAAAGUGUUUUUUAAAUUCUUUUUCUUAACUAAGCCUAUUCUUGCAGCAGGUGCCUCUUGUUUCUGAACAGUAACAAGUCCUUUGUUGCCGUCCGUCCACUCACUGCGUUCAUUUACAGUUAGCUGUGACUGUGAAACAUAAUCCUACUGGAACUAAAUCCUAACGUCAGGUCAAUGUUGCAUACAAGUCCCAUCGACAUUGGUGACUCUCAGUGUAGGUGCAAGUGAAACUGACUCAAUGUUGGUUGUGUUUUAUUUUUGGGGUUGAAGUCAUCAUAAGUUGAAGGCAAAUAAACAUUUCAGGGAAAGAAAAAAAAAGAGCAAAUGAACCGUAAUCUUUUUUUUCAUUCUUCAGAUCCCCCUACUGUGCUUUGCUUCAUUAUGUCUGUAUGGCUCCUGGAUCUACAUUGUAUCCUGUUCAGGUAUUUUUGUACAAAUAAGGGACUGAUAUAUUCUGUGUUUAUUGGAAAUUAGAAUAAAAGACAACAUUGCUAUAAACCAAAAA